Messenger RNA from Ostrea edulis (European flat oyster), 5316 nucleotides. RefSeq lists its product as uncharacterized. The record is from RefSeq and is a predicted model, not a curated record. The coding region runs from base 218 to 3835 and encodes 1205 amino acids. The transcript is spliced from 2 exons. Lineage: Eukaryota; Metazoa; Mollusca; Bivalvia; Ostreida; Ostreidae.
UUUAUAUUUGUCCGGGAUUGGUUUUGUUUUGUAUGUUACAAAAAGCUCCCAGCACGUUCACGGCAUGGUACCCGUACUCAUGCAUUUUGACUUCCAACUUUCCACAACUUCAUGGCACCAAAGUUAUUUUACCCUCCCUGGAGGUUGUCUCUCUGCCAUUAAAAGUAAAGAAACAUACAUCGUCUUUCUUGUGACAGAAUAGUAAAAUAACUUCGACAUGGCUAUGGAACGGGAAAGGAAACUCACAGAGGCUGGAGCCGAGUUGUUCAUGGACAGAUGCAGGAAAUAUGAUCGGGAAAUAAAACAUAUUCAAAAGGAAAUUGAUGUCCUAAUAUCCACUCUUCAGGAAUAUCCAGAAAUAUCGGAUGCAGAGAUGGUACAUGAGCAGAUAAAACAAGCUAGUGGUGAUUUUAAAAGACUUUCAGAUCAUUAUGUUGACUUUCUUGUAAAACACAGAUCAGUUGAAAGCGAAACAGGAAGGAUUUCACAUUUGAAAUUAAGAGAUAAUGUAACGAGGGCUGUUACCGAGGUUCUCACUCAACGCACACAAGUUGCAACAAAAGAUCCUAGCUGUGACAGACAAAGCGUUAAAUCUGGAUCAGGCCGAUCAAUCCUUUCAUCUACUCAGUCUGCGAUUAUUCAGAAAAGAGCUGCACUUGAGGCUGCGAAAGUGAAAAUGAAAUACGUCAAGAAACAAGCUGCCAUUAUGACCCAAAAGGCAGCAUUGGAAGCGGAAAUCAGUCUACUUGAAAUCCAACAAGAAACCGAAGCCUUACAAUCAGCACUGAAUGUGAUGGAAAAUGCAGAACAGUUAGAUGAUAUAGAAACAGAAUCUAUUACUGAAGCUCGACAAGCAAGGACAAGUGAAUUUAUUCAACAACAUUUUGUGAAUUCCACUAACACUUCUGUUCAGCCACCUGUGCAAGCAAUUACAAGUACUUUGACAUCCGCUGUGCAACCGCCUGUACAGUCCACUGAUAGCACGUUCACAUCAGCUGUGCGACCUCGUGUGCAAUUCACUGAUAGUGCAUUCACGUCAACUGUGCAAACAUCUAUGCAGUCUAGUGAAACAUUUGUUCCUUUAUCGACAUUGGCAAAUUUAUGUUCCACACCUACGAAUGAAAAUUGGCGUACAGCAUAUCAACCAACGCAAACCAUGGUACACUCUAGUCCCUUGCUUGCAACUUCAUCACAAACAAGUCAUGUGUAUGAUUUGCCGCCACCCUUUGCGCCGCGUUCAGACGUACUAUCUCAGCCGAAUCAUCUAUUGAAUACUGAAGCGCCAACCUUUGUGCCACAUUCGAGCAUACUGCCUCAGCCGAAUCACUUAUUAAAUACUGAAGUGCCAACCUUUAUGCCGCGUUCGGGUAUACUAUCUCAGGCAAAUUCUAUAGUGACUACUCAAACGCCUACCUUUGUGCCAUAUUCGAGUUUACCGUCUCAGCCAAAUCCGGUGACUACUCAAACCUCAGGAUCACAAUACGGUAAUCGCUACACAUCAGUCAAUAUGAUGCCACAUGUAGACAAUUCGCAGGUUGAACUUUGUCAGAUAAUGACUAGGAUGAUGGCCAGAAAAGAUGUAGUGCUUUCGCGUCUCAUUAAAUACAAUGAUAGUCCCAUCCAAUAUUUGUCUUGGAAACAAACAUUUAAAGCUGUAAUGUUAGAACUUGCAGUUACACCAUCAGAGGAACUGGAUCUCAUGAUCAAAUGGCUGGGUCCAGAUUCAUCCAGGCAGGCUGAAUGCAUAAAAACGGCCAGUGCAGGAAAUCACGUGGAUGCAUUACACAAAUUGUGGGAUAGACUUGACAUUCGGUAUGGCAGUCCUGAAUUGAUAGAAGCGUGCUUACGAAACAAACUUACGAACUUCCCAAAGCUUUCAAACACUCCGGCUGACAGCAAACGACUUUAUGAUUUGUACGACCUCUUGAGUGAAAUUCAGUGUGUCAAGGCCAACCCGCUCUAUUCUUCAGUGCUUGCAAUGUAUGAUUCAUCCACAGGAGUAAACCAAAUAGUAUCUCGCUUGCCGACCAAUCUACAAGAAAAGUGGUCAUCUCGCGCCAAUACUUACAAAAAUCAACAUGGAAUGCUAUUUCCUCCGUUCAGUUAUUUUGUCAACUUCAUCUACGACAUGGCAAAAUGGCGCACUGACCCGAGUUUUCAGUACAACACUAGCACACUAUCUUCUCAGAAACAGUCAGCAAAUAAUCAACCCCAAAUUCGCGUGAACGCAAGGAAAACGGAACUUUCUACAAACUCUACAGCUGACCACAAAUUGAUGUGCCCCGUGCACAACACAAACCACAAUUUGAAUCAGUGCAGGACUUUCCGUCAGAAACCCAUGAAAGAGCGAAUGGAGAUUCUAAAGAAAAACAAACUUUGUUUCCGUUGCUGCAGUUUGAAACGACACACCAAGAAAAAAUGCCAAGAGACUAUCCGAUGUGAUGUUUGUAAUCAGACAAGUCACCCGACUGGACUUCAUGUAUUGCGUGUUCAAAAUGUACAGCAACCCUCUCAUAACAAGGAUGAGAAUCUUACAGAAGAUGACAAUCGGCAUGGAGGGGAGUCACGGACCGGUGUUAAUACAAAAUGUACACAGGUUUGUGGGACUGACAAAAUUUGUAGCAAGUCAUGCGCAAAAAUUCUACAAGUGUAUGUCUACAAUGAGGACCAACCCAUGCAGGCUCGCAAGGUCUACGCAUUGAUCGACGAUCAAAGCAAUUACUCCCUUGGAAAACCGGAACUGUUUGACAACUUUGAUGAUCAUUCGGAACACAUAAACUUCACUUUAGCAACCUGUUCAGGGAAAGUUUCCGCGACUGGCAGAAAAGGCAACAAUUAUGUUGUUGAGUCCGCAGAUCAUAGUGUCAGGAUUAAGAUUCCGUCUCUUAUCGAGUGUUCAGACAUUCCCGAUAAUAGACAUGAAAUACCUUCUCCGGAAGUAGUGAAAAACUUUCCUCAUCUUUGUGAUUUGGUAUCGUACAUACCACCAGUUGAUGACAGUGUACACAUAGAACUCUUGAUAGGUCGUGACGUUAUACAAGCACACCAUGUUGUGGAUCAGAGGUUAGGCGGUGAUAACUUACCCUACGCUCACAAAUUACAUCUUGGUUGGGUUGUGGUUGGUGAAUCUUGUAUUGGAGCUCUCCAUGGACGUGAAUCUGUUCAAACAAUCACAGUUAGCAAAACUCACAUUCUUGCUAAUGGUAGAGCAACCUAUCUGGAACCAUGUGUUAACACGUUAACCAUCAAAGAAAACUCGAUCUUCGAGAAAACGCCACAGGAUGAGAGGCUUGGUCCAUCAGUGGAAGACGAGCUUUUUAUAAGUCUCAUGGAAAGUAAGGUUACGAAGGACUGUGAUGAUCGCUGGACUGCACCACUUCCCUUUCGCGAAAAUAGAAAGCUGUUGCCUAACAACAGAACUCAAGCCUUGCAGCGUGUUAAAUCAUUAGACCGUUCACUCCAGAAAGAUGAAGUCAAGAAGAAACACGUUGUUGAAUUCAUGGGAAAAAUGUUCGAAAACGGUCAUGCUGAGGUAGCACCACCUUUGCCAACACUUAGUGAACAAUGGUACCUACCGUUUUUCGGAAUUUAUCAUCCCAAGAAACCUGGAAAAGUUAGAGUCGUCUUCGAUUCGUCAGCAGUGUUCAGGGGAACGUCUUUGAAUGACGUAUUAAUGAAAGGACCGGAUUUAACCAAUAAUUUAUUGGGAGUACUCUUGCGAUUUCGGAAGGAAGCUAUAGCUCUUACAGCUGACGUGGAGCACAUGUUUUACAACUUCAAGGUGGACGAAACUCAUCGCAAUUAUUUACGAUUUGUGUGUUCGUUCGACCCGUAGUCGAUCUUGUCCUGUUGGUAUCUUCAGAUGAUUAGUGACUCAAUUUUCAUGGAUAAUGACUGAUAUUUGAUUUUAUGUAUUAUGUAUGUAUGAUUUGCUAGUUUAGCAUAUUGAAUUUGAUGUAGUGAUUUUUUUAUAAAAAUCAGGAGGGGAGUGUGCUGGAUUCCGGAUUUUUUUUUUUAUAUUUGUCCGGGAUUGGUUUUGUUUUGUAUGUUACAAAAAGCUCCCAGCACGUUCACGGCAUGGUACCCGUACUCAUGCAUUUUGACUUCCAACUUUCCACAACUUCAUGGCACCAAAGUGUAAGUUUUUUAUCUCUUUAUUAACUUUUAUGUUAAAUGCAAGUCAUAUUAAGAAUGCAUACGCAUAUUUGUUAUUGUACACUUGUUGACCCCGAUGUGAUAAGCAGCCAGUAUAUCAUGACAAGCAGGUAGUUUAUAUUGUCUAAAUUUGAUUAAUUGAUAUUUCAUGGUUAUCUUAUCUCUGAUAGAUCUUUAAUGAUGUUAUUCAUUGCUGUUAUUAUUUCUUUCUGUGUAAAUGGGGCACGCUCGCUUAUUUUCUGAACGUACUAUAUAUUGACCUUUCACGUGUUCGAUAUGUAAAUCGCUCUGUGUAAAUUGCUCACAGUUUAAAUUUUUUCUCAAAGGUUGUGAUGAUUACAUUUAAGUUUUCACAUAUCAGUAUCAAUAUUUUAUAAGUCUUCUAGUGUGUGUAUUUAGAAUUCAAGAUUUUUGAUAACUUUGUAAAGCUUUUGGUGCAUGUUAUUCUUGAUUUACUGAAAUUUGAUAUCUUUAGCAUGAAAUGUGUAGAUAUGUUCUGAAUAACAUAUUACAUGUUUAUUAUAAACCAUGCCACUUAUCUUUUGUGCAGAACCUGUUGUAAUAGGAUCUUAUUUUUGUUUACAGUAUUUUACCCUUCCUGGAGGUUGUCUCUCUGCCAUUAAAAGUAAAGAAACAUACAUCGUCUUUCUUGUGACAGAAUACAAGACCUUGAAAAUUAUGUGAAAUUUUAGAAACUGACAUUACUCCUAAUAUUCAAAAACUCUCAAAUUUGAUACCAUGAUUUUUUUUUUUUUUUUUUUUGUUUAUCGAGUGCAAAAAUGUCAUCAUUUAUUUUCAUUACUAGUAUUAAAUUUUUUUUUAUCUGUAGUGUUCGAAGACAUCGUUGUGUAUCUAUUUUAUGUAAUUAUUGAUUUGUGUUGCUGAUGUUGUGUUGACACCAACAGACAAAUCAAGUUUAAUUUAAUGAAUUUUAAGUGCAAAAAGGUCAUGUUUAGAACACUGUUGCUCAACAAUAAGCGUUGCUACCCUAGUUUUCCUUUUUAAUUUCCUAGAUCUCCUUCAAUGUAAAAAUAAAAAAUACACUUCCCAAAAAAUGUUCAUUACUUAAAAUCUCAGGUGCGAACCUCUUUGAUAUGAAAAUAUAACUUUUUUUGUAGCAUAUGCAUGCAUAGGACAAGUACAUAUAACUCUCUCUCUCUC